Molecule: messenger RNA, 2175 nt
Organism: Polypterus senegalus (gray bichir)
Lineage: Eukaryota; Metazoa; Chordata; Cladistia; Polypteriformes; Polypteridae
Product: solute carrier family 35 member F5-like
Exons: 15
Coding region: 16-1611 (531 amino acids)
Biological process (GO): regulation of peptide transport
Cellular component (GO): membrane
Source: RefSeq, a predicted model, not a curated record
AGUAUUUCUUGUCAGAUGGUCAGGAAGCCACGGGAAGGGGUUGGAAGGUGUCAAUGUUUACAAACUGAAAUUGGAACGGUUCCCGCAAAAUACAGUUUACAGAUGGUGUGGGUAUUUAUCAUGAAUCGAAUGAGCUCGCAGAGCAAUUCGUCAGCUCAGCGAAGGCGCAUGGCUCUAGGAAUUGUCAUUCUCCUGCUUGUUGAUGUUAUUUGGGUUGCUUCUUCUGAACUUACAUCGUAUAUUUUUAAGCAUCAAGAAUAUAAUAAGCCUUUCUUCAGUACCUUUGCAAAGACAUCCAUGUUUAUUCUGUAUUUGCUUGGAUUUCUCGUGUGGAAGCCGUGGCGACAGCAAUGCUCAAAAGGAUUUCGGGGACGUCAUGCUGCUUUUUUUGCUGAUGCGGAGGGCUACUUUACAGCAUGCACUACAGAUAGCAGUCUGAACAAUUCUUUAAGUGAACCACUCUAUGUUCCUGUGAAAUUUCAAGAUGCAGCUACUGAAAAGAAUGGAGAUAUUAACACUGAAUGUGAAUCACCAGCUCUGAAGAAAACAAGAGUUCGUUUUAGCAAUAUUAUGGAGGUUAGACAACUGCCAUCCACACAUGCAUUAGAAGCAAAACUUUCAAGAAUGUCAUAUCCUGCAGCAAAAGACCAUGAAUCAAUGUUAAAAGCGGUUGGAAAACUAACAGUGACACAAGUGGCAAAAAUCAGUUUCUUCUUUUGUUUUGUGUGGUUUCUGGCCAAUUUUGCCUAUCAAGAGGCCCUAUCAGACACACAAGUAGCCAUUGUGAACAUUUUGUCCUCAACAUCUGGACUCUUCACUCUUAUACUGGCAUCAAUAUUUCCUAGUAAUAGUGGUGAUCGGUUUACUUUGUCUAAGCUUUUAGCAGUAGUUCUAAGCAUUGCUGGAGUAGUCCUUGUAAGCCUGUCUGGGUCUGAUAGCUCUGAUGGGAAGGACACCAUAGGUUCUGUUUGGUCAUUAAUGGGUGCAGUGCUGUAUGCAGUUUACAUUGUGAUGAUCAAGAGAAAGGUUGACCGUGAAGACAAACUUGAUAUUCCAAUGUUUUUCGGCUUUGUUGGCUUAUUUAACUUGCUGCUGUUGUGGCCCGGUUUUUUCCUGCUUCAUUAUACUGGUUAUGAAGACUUUGAGCUACCAAGCAUGCUUGUUUGGGUGUAUAUAAUCAUAAAUGGACUUAUUGGAACAGUACUGUCCGAGUUUCUUUGGUUAUGGGGAUGUUUUCUCACUUCAUCGUUGAUAGGGACACUUGCAUUAAGUCUUACAAUUCCUUUGUCAAUAAUAGCUGAUAUGUGCAUGCAAAAGGUGCGGUUUUCAUGGUUAUUUUUUGCUGGAACUGUGCCUGUCUUUCUUUCCUUUUUUAUUGCCACCCUUUUGUUUCAUUAUAAUAAUUGGGAUCCAGUGAUGGUUGGUGUACGACGGGUUUUUGCGUUUAUUUGUCGGAAACAUCGCAUACAAAGACCCCUCAUUUUUGCAGGACUCCGGAUGAUAGUGAGCAGUGUGAAAGCCUCAUUCCUUUACACAGUGUUUCUCAGGAUGAGGGGACCAGCUGCUGUUCAUAAACCACAGAUCACGCAAGAGCAGUCUUCAGCGAUGUGACAAUCUGCAACAAGCCUGAAGGAAUCUUUAUUUUUCAGUGCCUCUUUUUACCUUUUUUUAUGUAAUGUAAAACAUUUGAUAUUUUUGAGGCAAAGUUUUGUUUGUAAGAGCCCACUUUCUACUUGACAUUUAUUUUUUUCUGUCUAUUUAUUUUAUAUUUUUUUUGGAUGGUACAUAUUUCAGCUGAACUCCACAAUAGUCAUAUUUUUGGAGUUGAAGACCUGCCUUAUUGAAUGUAAAGGCUCAGAAAAAGGGAAAACUACUUGAAUCACUACACAUUGCCGUGUACUAGAGCCCAUAACAGUUCCGCUGUAUGUUUGACGAUGCUGCAAAAAGAGUAGUGAACUCUGUGGUCAGCCACAUCAAUAUAUGUGAACUGGUACUGCAUUUUUCACGCUAAGCUGAAGAAAACUUAAUGAUCCUGUUGAAACUGGUGUAAUGUUGCCAGUGUUCAUCAGUGUAUAUAGCAUUUAUGAUCUGUGUAUUAUGUGUUUCCUUAUACAAAAUGAAACACUUAUUAGUGGUAUUUCCUUUCCUUUAAGUGUGUGUAUGUAUGUAUGUAUA